AUGAGCGAAGAUUCAUUCUUUUACGAAAAAGAUCCUUUUAAAUCCCGCAAGAUACUUGCUGUGAUUGGUUGCAUGCUCUGCCAAUUUGUUUUCGGUACUGUCAACAUCUGGGGAAACAUUUAGGUCUAUGUUUGUUCAUAUUUAAGACUAUACGAACCUAGGCUAGAAGUAGAUGAAAUAUUCAUUAUAUCUCCUAUUCAAGCUUUUGCGGUUACACUUGGAAACAUUAUUGGGACAAGACUGAUAUCUAACUAUCACCCUAGAACGUGGAAUUGGACUAGGAAUGAAUGUUGGAAAUGUUUCCCACUUAAUAAAGGACUAGUAACCAGUCUGAUUAUGUGCUUCAAUGGAAUAGGGACAAUUUCAGCUGCAGUUAUCUCAACUUUCAUAGUCAAUCCUAAUAACGCUUUUCCAGAAAUCGAAAGUAUGAAAGGUGGUAUUAAAUAUAACUACUAUGGAAGGGACGUUGCAGAUAAUGUUCCAGAUUUGUUUAGAUACUUUGCUAUAGCUGAGUUCAUCGUUUUAAUAUUUGCGCUUUCAUUUAUUUGGAUACCUCCUUACAAUUUAUAGUCUGAAGAUGAGAUAUUAAUGCCAUGGAAUGUCGAGCAAUCAUAGGGAGAAAAAGUGAAGUGUGCAGUUAAUUCAAAAAAUUUCAUUAUGAGUUAUGCAAUGAUGUUUUUAGCCGUACUCUACUUUCAAUACAUAACCAUCAUAUUCAAGCCUUUUGGAGAAUUUAUGGGUCACAAUGAUCAGUAUUUGACCUUCGCAUCAUCUCUCGGCAUGGUAUUUAACUGCCUUUCUAGACUUACUGGAGGGAUCAUUCUUGAUAAAGUGAAUUUCAAGAGUUUCUUUGGAUUUGUUCUUGCGUUAUCAACUAUUUUACCUUUGACAUAUAGUUUUGUAGCAAAAUCAGACUACUUAUUUGCUCUUUACCUAUGCCUCUCAUACUAUGUUGCAGGCUCAAUCUUCGUUUCAAUGCCUAUAUACUAUGCCAGAAUAUUUGGCCCAGAAGUUGGAUCAUAAACAUACGCUUUCUUUUUCACAUCAAAUGCUAUUGCCACCUUAUUAUUCUCAUUUAUUGUUAGUAAUCUGUCAGGAGUACUUGGAUAUUCAGGAAUGCUGCAAUUUACAGGAGUUACAUCCGGUAUAUCAUUUCUGCUUUUGCUCUUACUACCUAAUGAGCCUAUGAUCUUUAAAAAGAACUGUCUUCUAUAUUCGCCAGUUGUUGAACGAGGACCAAUGUUUUAAGAGUGCCAUGGUGAUUUCGCAUAGGCUUCAAUUAUUUUUAGAAAAGAGUCUAUUAUAAAGAGAACAGAUACUAUUAGAAGGUAGAUCUCUUCAAUCUCUUUCUCAGUGAGCGAACUUCAUAUUAAGAAGCAUCUAAGGACUCAUUCAAUUAAAAGAGAUGGAUUUAGUGAUUUUUGA
This is a messenger RNA of Stylonychia lemnae, 1425 nucleotides long. NCBI's taxonomy places the organism in Eukaryota, Ciliophora, Spirotrichea, Sporadotrichida, Oxytrichidae. The record is from the annotation of a GenBank genome assembly.